This is a messenger RNA of Osmia lignaria (orchard mason bee), 1376 nucleotides long. RefSeq lists its product as uncharacterized. Gene Ontology annotation, biological process: regulation of transcription by RNA polymerase II. Lineage: Eukaryota; Metazoa; Arthropoda; Insecta; Hymenoptera; Megachilidae. Gene Ontology annotation, molecular function: transcription corepressor activity; protein binding. The record is from RefSeq and is a predicted model, not a curated record. Gene Ontology annotation, cellular component: nucleus.
AUAUUGACUAUAUUCUCCCAACCCAGCACCAAGGAUGUUUGUGCGUGCCUGGCACGACUGCUGUUACAUCGCGGUCGUUGCCGUCGUCAUCGCUGUCGUUGUCAUUCUCGUUGUCGUUGUUAUUCCUGUUGUCAUCGUCGACUUUGUUACUCUCGUUGAAUUGUAAUUGUCAUUGACGGAUUCGAGCGUCGUGUAAUCCGCGACACAGUGUUAACAUUUUUGAUAGAAUUGACACUUGCUGUCCGUGAGAUAUGUCAAAUCAAAUAUGUCUAAAAUGGAACAGUUUUUUAAACAACAUCGCCACGAGCUUCGAAAGCCUUUGGGAAGAAAAAGGUCUGGUGGAUGUGACAUUGUCAAGCAAUGGACGGUGUCUUAAGGCGCAUAAAGUGAUUCUCUCGGCUAGCAGUCCUUUUUUCAAGAAAGUUUUCCAGACAAAUCCCUGUCACCAUCUUGUUAUAUUAUUUAAAGGUGUGCACUUCAGCGAAUUGCAAGCAUUACUUAUAUUUAUAUAUAAAGGGGAGGUAAAUAUAGAGCAGAAAAAUUUACCAGCCCUGUUGGAAGCUGCAGAGGCCUUGCAAAUUCGUGGGCUUUCCGGGGGAGAUAUAUUUGCUAAAGAAUCGUAUAAAAAAUUAGCAGAACUGGAGCAGGCAGUGGAAGAAAGUGUGGUAACAGCUAAGGAAGAAACUUCAAGAAAGAAACAGAAACUUAAUAAACAUCAAAAUUCUAUAUUAGAAUCAGCAUUGACACCUAGAAUAUCACAGUUAGAAGGGACAGAUGAGUCCACAACCAGUGAUCAAGGUAAAAAAGAAGGGGAUUAUCCUCUUCCAAAGAACAUGCUUCAAAAUCCAAUUUAUCAGCGUUUGGAAAUGAAAAUAGAACCAAUAGAAACAGCAGUGGACAAUGCUCAGAAACAGCCAGCAACAGAUAAAGAUCCAGCUGAAAGAUUGGACACUGGUCAAAGUGAUGGAAAUCAAGAAAUGGCAGAUAUUAAACCAGAUCAUAAAGUUGAAGAUACUGAUAAUUAUGGAAUGGGUAAUAAUGCGGAACCAAAAAAUAUGCAAGAAUUGACAGAAUAUGUACAAACACUACUACAAAAUAUGCAGGGUAAAUUUCAAACAAUGUUAGAUCAAAUUCUUGGAAAAAUAGAUGAAAUGGGAAACAGGAUAGAUGAUCUAGAAAAGAACAUCACAGACCUAAUGACACAGGCUGGUGUAGAAGGAGGUGAAAAAUGAUCAUAUCUAUUAUAAGAUUGAUUUUGAUAUACAAACAAAAACAUUUUUAAUAUUGGUUAAUGCUAUUGGUCAAGAAUGAUAUCUAAAGGUUAUUGAUAUGUACUUUUAGUUAUAAAAGAAAUAAAUCACCUUUUUUGCAGUAAA